CCCAGCCGUAAUAAUUCAGAAAACUAAAACCUAGCAGUCAUUUUUCAGUGCACUAAAAACCUGCCUAACCCUGCAACCGAGGGAGAUAGCAGCCGUGCAACGCCAAUAACAUGAAUUCCGUCGAAGAAUCUGAUGUUGGUAUACUUUGCUAUAUCUCGCAGCUUCCUGGCUUCAGUGGAAUUCUCAAGCAAAGAUAUUCCGAUUUUAUUGUAAAUGAAGUGGGUUUGGAUGGAAAUGUUGUGCAUUUAACCUCAUUAGAGGUUCCACCUGAGAUCUCUGAGGAAAAGGAAGUAAAGACUACUGUUCAAUUAAAUCACAAUUAUGCCACCGAGAUGGAAUCUUUUCUGGCUCUUGCUGGUGAUUCUGAUGCAGAGAAGUUGAAAAGUUUUGUAAUUCAAAUUGCUUCUCAUGUAAAUGAUGAAGACAUGUCCAUUGUUCUUUCUCCGAGCUCUGAUAAAACCCAUAGAACGGCAAUUCAUAACUUUUUCAAGCAGAAAUUGAAUUUCCUUGUUACUGACACAGUAGAUGGACCAGAUAGUUCAUCAAAGUGCAUUCGGGUGAGGUUGAAUGCAGGGGGAAAUUGUGGCAAGGGGAGGAACACCAAGAAAAGGAAAAACCGAGUUGAUAAGGCCUAUGAUAGUAGAGGUUCAGAUAGUUGGCCAGAACAUCUUGGAAAAUUCCUUAGGAGUCAGCUUAUGAUAUUGUGGGUGUUUCAGAAGGUCAUUGUGUUGCACUUUGGGAUCUCGAGUCAUCAGAGAUUUGUGAAAGCUGCGGUCAGCAUGAUUCUAGAUCCAAGAGAAGGAGAAAAAGAUGCCACAAGGAAGAUGAGGGAAUAUUACAAGGAGAGUGGAGAUAUAGAGGGGACCCUAAGACAGUUAUCUCGACAUCUGGUUGCAGAACGUGCUAUUCUCCAGUGUCUAAAAAAGAAUCCUGGAAAUUACUUACAAGCUUUGAUGGGUAUUCCGAGGACGCUAAGAAUGAUGUACAUACACGGUUAUCAGAGCUACUUGUGGAACCAUGCCGCAAGCACGAGAGUACAAAAAUAUGGUUUUAACCAGGUUAUCUUGGGUGAUUUGGUAUACUGCAAAGAACAAGAUACUAAGAAUGAAACAGGAUCCUCUAAAUUGGAAUUUGAAGAUGGUGGUAGCGAUGAGGUUGACAUUAAUGGUCAUUUUGAUGAUAUAUCUGUAACUGAGCUUCCUGCAGAGCGAAAUAUGUCAGUGAAGGCAUUAAAUGAGGAUGAUUUAGUUGCUGGAAACUAUACAGUUGAUGAUAUUGUACUUCCUUUGCCCGGGUCAAGGGUUAUUUACCCACUGAAUGAUAUUGGGAAAGUUUAUUUGGACUUGGCAAAGAAGGAUGAUAUCAGCUUGACGGAGAGUGCUCACAAUACAAAGGAGUUCUCAAUAACCAAUAUGGCAGGAUCCUACAGGCGGUUAUUUCAAAAGCCUAAAGAUUUUGAAUGGGAAUUACUCAAAUAUACUGAUAGAGAUAUGCCAUUGGCAAAAACAGAUUGGGAAAUAAUUGCUAAUUCCAGGUCCGCAACUCUAGGCUGCAAUAAAAAGUUGGCUGGAAUGAUUCAAUUUGAUUCGUUGCCCAAAUUGGAUAAAUAUGAAGAUGCUACUGAGGCUUCAAUAGAAAAAGAGGGUACAGAAAAUGAGACAGGAGGGCUGAAACUGGAGGAAACUAUAAAUGGCCCCUCAUCACUGGAAAACCAAACGGCUCUCAAGUUGAGCUUUACCCUGCCAGCUUCUAGCUAUGCAACUAUGGCCAUAAGGGAGCUGCUAAAAACAUCAACCUCUGUUGCAUUUCACAAGGCAUUAAACCUGUGAGCAUGUUUUCAGACAUUAAAAUAAUUCGAGGCUUUUCUGGGAGGAAGUUUUACACAAGAAUGAUGUUAUUCACUAGAUUCAAUGAUCAACUCCAGGCUUAGGAUUAAUGUUGGAAAGGAAUAGAGCUCAAAGGUAAGUAGUUCGGAUAUAAUUUUGUAGUAUGGAAACCAUGUGCGGCUAUGGAUGGCAAAUGGGAUCCCCUUUCCUCUGCCCCAUGUCCCCCUUUUAAUUA
Molecule: messenger RNA, 2061 nt
Organism: Olea europaea var. sylvestris
Lineage: Eukaryota; Viridiplantae; Streptophyta; Magnoliopsida; Lamiales; Oleaceae
Product: multisubstrate pseudouridine synthase 7
Exons: 16
Coding region: 111-1829 (572 amino acids)
Biological process (GO): pseudouridine synthesis
Cellular component (GO): nucleus
Molecular function (GO): RNA binding; pseudouridine synthase activity
Source: RefSeq, a predicted model, not a curated record